Anolis sagrei ordinatus is the source of this 1934-nucleotide messenger RNA. RefSeq names its product zinc finger protein 524-like. The record is from RefSeq and is a predicted model, not a curated record. NCBI's taxonomy places the organism in Eukaryota, Metazoa, Chordata, Lepidosauria, Squamata, Anolidae. Gene Ontology annotation, molecular function: DNA-binding transcription factor activity, RNA polymerase II-specific; RNA polymerase II cis-regulatory region sequence-specific DNA binding. Gene Ontology annotation, biological process: regulation of transcription by RNA polymerase II.
UCCUAGCGCCUUCCGGAUUCCCAGCUGAGACCGGCCAAGCUCUUUUGUUCUGCAGCGGCCGGGCGGCGAAAGAGGUUUCCCAUCGGACGGCUCCUCUCCUCUCCUCUCCUCUCCCCACCCAACCCACCGCCGGCCCCAUUGAAAACCCCUCGGCUGCCGCAGAUCACAAUGCAAAACAGCGAUGUCUCUGUAGCUGAACGUGCUCUUGUUCCUGGUGCCGAAUGGAGCCAUCUCACAGGUGGCAUGUCGACAGAGGUGAUGGGCAUCCAGCAGAGCUGCAGGCAAAGGCCCGAGUGCUGGUGCCCGGCGGGAGUGAUUGGUCAAGACCGGACAACCACGGCAGCGUCGGGUUUGAGGACCAGGUGAUAGAAACCUGCCCCACACUUCCUUGGUCACACUAUAUGCAGAACCCACUGACCAAUGACAUCCCCACGAACCAUAUUGCUAUAGAGGACAGACCUCCCCACCCAGAGAUCUACAGCAUUGCUCUAUGGGGGCCAAAGCUGCAUUCAGCACUGACCAGAAACAAAGGGGGAAGAUCCAAUGCACAGGCUUCCGCUCCUAACUCCAAGCAACUGGGUCAGCAGGGAGGAGGAGAUGCCAAUGACGAGGGGUCCCUGGUGUUGAUUGAUGCUGAAGGAGUGCCCCACACAGUCUCCCGACAGGAGGCAGAGCUGGCUGGGCAGAUGCAGUCCUCAGAGCCGGAGCUGCUGGCAUCAGCCCCACCACCACGGCAGCUGUACUUUUGCCCCAUUUGCCUACGGACGUUCCUAUACCAGUCGGACUUGGAGCGCCACAGCAUCACCCACUCAGAGAGCAAACCAUAUGUGUGUCGCGAGUGUGGCAAGGCCUUCAAGCGCUCCUCGCAUCUUCAGCGACACAAGCACAUCCAUACUGGUGAACGACCCUUUAGCUGCCCGGUCUGCCGCAAAGGUUUCCGAGAAUCAGGUGAGCUCUUGCGCCACCAACGAGUCCAUACAGGAGAGAAGCCCUACCAGUGCCAGAUUUGCCGGCUGCGCUUCACAGAACGCAACACCCUCCGCCGGCACGCCAAGCGGAAGCACGCCCGGGAGACCUACUACCAACGCUCAGUUGAGGAAGGAGGCGGCAGCUGGACUACCGCAGGAGACUGGGAAUCAGAAAUGGUGUCUGGAAGUGGUGACUGGGGGACAGAGGACCUUGGCAAUAGCUGGAACAAUGAAGCAUCAGAGGAUUGCGUUGGGGAGGGGAACCAGUGGGGGGAAGCUGUAGAAGGUGGGAGAGGAAACAGUCCCAUAAUCAUUUCACACCUUCCUGAGACUGAACAUAUCAAGGACAAAGACAAACCUGGGAUACAACCCCCAUAAAUGCACAAAACCUUGGGGCACCAGGAAUGAAGGCAAACGGGAAGCUGCAAUUUUGCCUUGCAGUUUAUCUAAAAGGACUUAGAACUUUGCAAUGGCACUGAGACUUUCCCCCCUCAAGAUGGACAUGAAAAUAAGGAUGAGACUCUAACUUCCAGGACUGUUCUAGAAUAUUGCAGGACUUGGAAUAUCAAUGCAAUAGCAUUGCCAAAGACUGGAGAUUUCUGUUUGUGGACAGAGCAUCAUGGCUGUCCACUGCUGUGAAUGAAUAUAUCAUGAUAUCCAGAGCUCUUGUUGGAUUGGAGGAAGAGCCUCCUGUAUUAACCUCUCUACAGGGUGGAAGAAAUGGAACAGGGAAUUUUGUUCUGUUAAGUAUCUUGUGAUUUUCCAGACAAAUGAGUGGUGAGAUAAUUAUGCUCCUCUCAUAAUUGUACCAAACAAAAUGUUGAUAUUCGGUAAUCUUUUGCAAGAUAAAUUGUCCAUUUCCAAGUUGUUGUUUUUUAAGUUUGCCAUUUAAGAUCAGCCUUUGUGGAAUGGGGCAUUUUCAGUUCUCAUACAUUUCAAUGAAAUAACAUAUGCAAAAGAACAAUA